AUGUACUGUGGCGAACAUGUCCACCCAUUCUUUGCGUAUAAUGAGAGCUCCAGCGCUCGAAUCCUCAAAUGUGGGGAAUGCAGCACCCAAUGCUUGGAUGAUUUGUGCCUGGUCACGCAACACUACUCCGAGGGCAGCGCGUGGCGGGCCUUCUCGGUGGAGGACAGCGUUGGUUUUCAUGCUGAGCCCGGCACGCGCCAGGCUCCAACAAAUGUGCCUCCGACGACCGUUCCCUUUGUGUUCGGUUGCCAGACCAAACUCACUGGUCUUUUCGUUCCGCAGCUGGAAAACGGCAUCAUGGGUCUCUCUCGCGGCCCUGAGAACCUCGUCUCCCACAUGCGGGCCGCCGGGCGCAUCCCGCGGGCGGCUUUCUCCCUCUGUUUCCACGAGCAUCCUAACGACGGGGGCUGGAUGACCGUGGGCACUCUCGAUGAUGCGACCAGCAGCAGUCGUGCCUCGCGGGACCUGGGAGAGGGUGCGGCCCAGGAU
Nannochloropsis gaditana CCMP526 is the source of this 489-nucleotide messenger RNA. RefSeq lists its product as uncharacterized. The annotation marks the transcript as partial. The record is from RefSeq and is a predicted model, not a curated record. Gene Ontology annotation, biological process: proteolysis. The transcript is spliced from 2 exons. Gene Ontology annotation, molecular function: aspartic-type endopeptidase activity.